AUGUCACACCAUACAGAGGCUUUGAAUGAUCUCCAGCCACCUCUUCUCCCUCCAGACGACCAUGAACUGCCACUCGAGUGGCUCUCCGUCGACCAAAUGUUAACCAAAUAUUGCGGCGAGUUUGGGUUCUGGCAGCUCAAACAUUUCAUUCUUACGUGUACAGCUUGGGCUCUCCAAGCCUUCCACACCAUGGUUAUGAUCUUCGCCGAUUGUGAACAGGAUUGGACAUGCGAACCAGGUUCUGGAUGUGUAUGGGACGCCGACAAGAGCGUUUGUGGGCUUGACCCAGGUUCAUGGCGUUGGGACGAUGGUGAAGGGUGGUCCACGGUGGCUGAGUGGGGUCUGGUUUGUGGAGAAAAAUACAAGGUUGGGUUGGUUCAAGCUCUGUUCUUCGCCGGCUGCAUGAUAGGUGCCGGAAUAUUCGGUCAUCUAUCGGAUUCAAAACUGGGAAGAAAAGGGUCGCUGACGAUCGUAUGCAGUUUGAGCUUUGUUUUCGGUCUACUAACAUCCAUCUCCCCCAACUACUGGACCUACGUCCUCCUCCGUGUACUCACCGGAUUCAGCACUGGCGGAGUUGGACUCUGCGCUUUUGUUCUAGCCACCGAACCAGUAGGUCUCACCAAGCGUGGUAUUGCCGGAAUGUCCACCUUCUAUUUCUUCUCAAUCGGAAUAGACCUUCUCUCCGGCAUAGCUUACAUAUUCCGAUACUCAUGGCGUUCCCUCUACAUCGCCUCCUCCAUACCCUCCAUCCUCUACAUCGUUUUCAUUCUCCCUUUCAUCUCCGAAUCCCCUCGUUGGUGCCUUAUUCAAGGGAAAACCGAUCAAGCCAUGAAGAUAAUGCAUAGUAUAGCCAAAUCCAAUGGGAAACACCUCCCCAAAAAUGUCUACAUUGCCCUGAACGAGGAAGGCAGUGAUCAUGCUCAUGAUAACAAUGAUCAUGAUCACGAUCAUGACCAUGACACAGUUUCAAAUACUAUCAGAAAUGAAACCAAAGAAACUGUGGUGGUCAGGGGAUCAGUGAUAGACGUGAUCAGGUCACCAUUAACAAGAAAACGAUUGUUUCUUGUGAUGGGAGUCGACUUCACAUGCUCAAUCGUGUACUAUGGACUAAAUUUAAACGUGGUGAAUCUAAAAACGAAUCUCUAUCUAGCUGUGUUACUAAAUGCUAUUGUGGAGAUGCCAGCGUAUCUAUUGACUGCGAUUUUGAUUGAUAGAUUUGGGAGGAAGCCGCUUGGGAUUGGAACACAGUGGUUCAGUGGGGUGUUCUGUAUUAUCGGGGGGAUAUUGGGAAGCCAAGGGAUAUGGAAGGAGGUUACAAUGUUGUGUGGAGUUUUGGGAAUAUUUGGGAUGGCAGGGACUUUUAAUUUGAUGUUUAUAUACGCAAUGGAGUUGUUUCCAACUGUUGUGAGAAACGUCGCGCUUGGAUGUGGGACCCAGAUGAUUCAGUUAGGUGCGAUAUUGGUGCCUUUUGUGGUGGUUGUUGGUGGUAGUUUUCCGUUUAUGGUGUUUGGGGCAUGUGGGAUUGUGGGAGGGAUUCUUGUAUUAUACUUGCCGGAGACAUUGAACAAGCCCUUGUAUGACACCAUGAAUUAG
This is a messenger RNA of Lactuca virosa, 1593 nucleotides long. The record is from the annotation of a GenBank genome assembly. Lineage: Eukaryota; Viridiplantae; Streptophyta; Magnoliopsida; Asterales; Asteraceae.